AUGGCGUCCACUCCCAAGUUCAGCAUCCCCCCAGAAUUUCAGGCCCAACUCGUCCAUAUCGAACCAGAGGACAAGCGCACCAAUGAAGAUAUUCUGGCUUCAUUGGAGCAGUACACACCCAUCACAUCUGAAAAGAACAUCUGGGCCUUCUGGGACAAGGGAGUUCGAAACAUGCCGGCCUGGUGCCAACGCAACGUCGCCGACUGGGUCAGAAUCUGUGGGCCCACGUGGACGGUCCGUAUCCUCGACGCUGUCCCGGGAUCACCCACAAACGCCCUGAAAUACAUCUCCGCCGACCUCCUCCCAGAAGCAUUCGUCAAGGGAACCAUGACGGGAGUAUACACUGGACCCCACAGCUCGGACUUCCUGCGCGGAGCCUGUCUGUACUCGCACGGCGGCGUCUACAUGGACACUGGAAACAUGCUGAUUCGCGACCUCGACCGCGUGUGUUGGAACCAGCUCGUUGAUCCAGGUUCACCGUACGAGGUAUGCGUACCUAUCAUGUACGCGACGGUCAUGGCCAAUCACUUCGUCGCAAGCCGCAAAGGUGACCCAUUCAUCAAACGCUGGCACGAGCUCUUCGUCCACCUGUGGAAAGACCGCCAGAACCACGACGGCCUGAUCUACCACCCGUUGCUCGCCUUCGCCCUGACUCUUACCUUCGAAGAGUCCCAACAGGCGAACUUCAAAUGGGACUUCAAGGUCGCGCCACAGACUGUGAUGGAGUACAUCAGCCAGGUGCUCUCGUGGCAGCGACUCUGCAUGCUCGAGGAUGCGGGAGACGGCUUCAACGCAACGGGAUACUGGUUGAACAAGGUCCUCGUCUAUGACUCCCUGCAGGAAAACUGGGCCGCGGAAGCGACCAUCGGAUUCGGCGGGCGGGUGCUCUUCAACGCGCUGGCCACGAGGCUCGACGCGCCGAAGGACUCGGACGAAUACCAGACGGCAUACAAGCUCGUGUGGAGGCUGUUGAGCGAGUCGACACUGCAGAAGAUCACGCACGGCAAGAAUCUGACGCAUACUCCUGCUGCAGGCGUGUUGUGGGAGGAACGCGGAAAUGAAGACAAGGACCACGAGCCAGGGACUUUCGCCGAGCUGUUCAGGUAUGGCACGGUGCACUUUCGGCAGACCAGGGAAAGCAUUCGCUACGUGGAAGCCGAGAAGCCGGCGACAACACUCAAAAAGGGGUUGCUAGAGCCUUAG
This is a messenger RNA of Cladophialophora yegresii CBS 114405, 1203 nucleotides long. RefSeq lists its product as uncharacterized. The transcript is spliced from 2 exons. Lineage: Eukaryota; Fungi; Ascomycota; Eurotiomycetes; Chaetothyriales; Herpotrichiellaceae. Gene Ontology annotation, biological process: mannosyl-inositol phosphorylceramide biosynthetic process. Gene Ontology annotation, molecular function: mannosyltransferase activity. The coding region runs from base 1 to 1203 and encodes 400 amino acids. The record is from RefSeq and is a predicted model, not a curated record.